GAGUUCACACCCAUGUCCCUGCCCAGCACCAUGGGGAGGGCAUCUGCCCCAUACAGAUGUUGUGUUCUGGCCUUGGUGCUCACACCCCGGCUGGCUACCCCUGGUCACCGCCCAUCGGGCCAUACCCUGCACACCACGGAUGCUACUUAUGCCGGCCACAAGUGGUCCAAGGUCAAAUACAUCAAGGGCCUUCCGGAUGCCCAGCGUAGCCGGUUCUUCCAAAAGUUCACCCUGCUGUGCUUCGUUGUGAAAGCUACGGAGGGACCCAACCCUGAUCUGAACACCAACCAGGCCAGCAUCAUUGAGCAGUGCCGGAGCAAGAGCAUGCCCAAAGCGUCAACUGAGGUGGCCAUCAAGGGAGGG
Terrapene triunguis (Three-toed box turtle) is the source of this 363-nucleotide messenger RNA. Its product is annotated as translational activator of cytochrome c oxidase 1-like. The record is from RefSeq and is a predicted model, not a curated record. The annotation marks the transcript as partial. The transcript is spliced from 2 exons. Lineage: Eukaryota; Metazoa; Chordata; Testudines; Emydidae. Gene Ontology annotation, cellular component: mitochondrion.